AUGCUGCAGCUUCUUAUCGCCGUCGCCUUCUCGGCGGCUCCGCUGACCCUGUACUUGCCGCCAGUCAGGAGCCUCAACCCAUUCGUGGAGGUCCUGGAGGCAUUCCUCGGCCAGUUUUCUCUCCAAACGCAUAGAAUCUACCCGCGCCUCCGCAUUGGCUUCUCUCGGAUUGUGGCCUUCUGGAACGGCGGCCGAAGUUAA
Messenger RNA from Spirodela intermedia, 201 nucleotides. The record is from the annotation of a GenBank genome assembly. NCBI's taxonomy places the organism in Eukaryota, Viridiplantae, Streptophyta, Magnoliopsida, Alismatales, Araceae.